AUGGAUGAGGGAUCAGAUAAGGCCCCUCGGCGCAAGAGGGUCUCCCGAGCUUGCGAUCGCUGUCGCAGUAAGAAAGAUAAAUGUGACGGCAUUCGUCCCACUUGUUCCGCCUGUCAGACAUCGGGCCAAUCCUGCUCCUAUGACCCCCAUGCGAAGAAACGCGGUCUCCCCGAGGGCUACGUCCGUGGGUUGGAAAAAUUGUGGGCGCUGUCGAUCUGCAACAUUGAUGGGUUUGAGGAUACCAUGCUGGCCAUGCUAGGAAAUACCGCCGGGUCCGCCAGUCGCCGCGAGAAACUGAUGUCCGUGUGGUCAGACGAUAGUACCUCGGAGAGUUUACACGAAUCUUGGAAAACGAGUCGACUGUUCGGCGCGCUGGAGAAAAUGCUUUCUAGUUCAGAUGCGCCGGGACCGGCGACCGGGAAGCGAUUGCGUAACCCGCAAGAUGAUGGCCCCGACGGUCAAUGGGGGUUUCGAGUAGCUCGCACUUCUACUCCGCUCGGUCCGGGUGCUCCGAGUGUAGUUGAGCCCUUUCCCGCAUCGCCGGGGGUAAAGCGGGUUCGAUUGUCGAAAGAGUCGGAUGGUCGGGGUAUCGCUGGACCCAGUUCCCAUACGCUGCAGUUGCCGCCUCAGACGUCGCAGCUGCUCGAUAUCUACUUUGCGAUCACGCAUUCAUGGUUCCCCGUGGUCGCCAAGCAUAACAUUCUUCGCGCUUCUUACCUUUAUGCCAACGCCCCUUUCUCUGUUGCCACGGCUUCACCUGGGUCCGGCGAUCACGCCGCUCUGUGGGCAAUUUUGAGUUACACCAUCAUUCAAUCGCGAACAAUUUCACGGGCCGGUCCCGCUGGAACAGUCGCUCUGGCGAAGGAAUACUACGCCGUCUCGCGAAACCUCAUCCCCACGGAGAAAGAGCGCCAUGAACAUGGUCAUAUUCAGGCAUUGCUGCUGCUGAGCUUAGUGAACAUGGGCCUGGAAGAUUGGACCGCGGCUUGGCUGUUGAGCGGCCAAGCAGUGCGCAUGGCGAUUUCCAUGGGUCUUGGAACUGUGUCCGACAGCCGGCGGUCGGAUGAACUCAGACAAGGUAAGGCGGUCUUCUUGGGAUGCUUUAUAGUUGAUUCAUUGCUGUCUUUCCGUCUUUCACGGUAUCCAGCCAUGCCUCCAAGCGACCUUACUGCGGUAGGUCUGUUGGAAGAGGAUGGAUUGGAGGAGUGGAACUCCUGGGUGGACGUUUUACCACCCACGGGUGCCCCACAGGGCAGCAAGAACUCACCGCGCCGAGGACCACUCUUGGCCUUGAGCUGCUUCAACCGGUUAGUUGAGUUGGCGGGCGUUCUCAACAAGGUCUCCCGCCACAUAUCUUCGGGAUACAAUAUAGCCACCUUUGCGCAGCAAUUGGUCGUGGAGCUUAAGCAAUGGGAUGACUGUCUACCUCUGGGAUGCCGCCUGAUUGGACCGGAAAGCAUCUAUCCAGAGCGGCAUUCAGCCUUGCUUCCCCAUCAGAGUUACCUAGGGCUGACCUAUGUAGCCACCUUGCUUUGGCUCUAUUUGCAAUUGAUUUCGGGUGAGCAGGGUUUGCACCGUUCACAGCGCCCGGCCACAGAGGGGGCCAAGAAGCUCCUCUACCGAGGGCUCUCUAUACUCACCCAGCACUUAGAAAACUUCUCCAUGUGCGGUCUUCCACCGCUGUUUGAGCUAAGUCUUCGCACAAUUGCGGAGCAAGCGUUCAGACUUCGGACUACUGCCGACUCAUCGGACACCUUCCCCUUUGCUAGGUGGGCAGAUGAGCUCCGACACAAAACGACAGCUUUCACCUCCACAUGGCCGGCCUAUGGAUCUUUGGUUUCUACCAUGGAGAGGUGGCAGCACUCCAAAGAUGUUGUUGGGGGGCCAUCCACUUUCCCCGGGGCAGUCGCCCUUCCAUUUUCGGGUGUACCCAUGCAAUCCCAAGGCGGAGCUCGCAGUCUACCCCAGAACGGCGAAGGAGAUUACACCUCUUCUAUCCUUGGCAUCAGUAUGCCAGUGGAUGGGCGGUCUUUGACCCCAAAAGACACCGUAAUGGAAAACGCAGAUCUAGGCAUGAUGGACGUGCCAUUACACCACCCGAGGGAAGUACAAUCAGCCAUACCAGACAAGAUCACCCCGCGCAGCAGAGCAGAUUCCGUGUAUGGCACACAGCAUCAACAACCACAACCCCAAACUCCCGACUCGACAACCUCAAACCCAAUGAUGUCUGGGAACAUCGACGCCAUCUUCAAAGACCUCGCUUACCUGGACACCACUGAAUGGUCCACAAACCGCGAGGCCGGUCUGAAGGACUUCGGAUUCUUGGACGAUAGCACAUUCCAGGCUUUCUGCCACGAUCCCGAUCGCUUAGGCGGAUCGCAGCCACUGGUUCAUCCGCCUUCCAUAGCGGAUAUUUGGCCGCCGCCUGGGUUCUUCCCAGAGACGUUCCAGGAAGUUCCCGAGGAGUCUAUGGGCGGCUGA
Penicillium hordei is the source of this 2481-nucleotide messenger RNA. Its product is annotated as putative C6 transcription factor. Bases 1 to 2481 code for a protein of 826 amino acids. Gene Ontology annotation, molecular function: zinc ion binding; DNA binding; DNA-binding transcription factor activity, RNA polymerase II-specific. The record is from RefSeq and is a predicted model, not a curated record. The transcript has 2 exons. Lineage: Eukaryota; Fungi; Ascomycota; Eurotiomycetes; Eurotiales; Aspergillaceae. Gene Ontology annotation, biological process: DNA-templated transcription; positive regulation of transcription by RNA polymerase II.